ACGUAUCAGUGGUGGCUUUGCUGGGUAAAUACGUUAACAAUCAUUUAUUUUUACACACUUUUAUUUAACUCUGUUGUCGUAUCCUCAAAUCUUGUUACUCAAUUUUAACCUACUUCUCAAUGUGGUAUCGACUGCAAACUUGGUAUACUUAUGUCAUACUGAUGACAAUACUAUAUUCUAUAUAAAAAAAAGAGAAAAAUAUUUGUAAACAUUAUUUUUUAUAUGUUAUGUUUCGGCUUGGGUCUAAUUGUCCACACUCAACUGACGUUGGCUGUAAAUCACCAUGGUCCUUUACAUUGUGGCAAGCUUCGGGGCCACUUCCUGGAGUCGUGGAGUUCUGCCAUUACUCGUACGCUACAUUUCAUUAAAGCGUGUUUUUAAAAAAGUGUUUUUAAAAUAUUACUUAUUUUAACCUUGCUUCGCGCGUGCCGAGUGUGGUCAUGGCUCAUGAUGACGAUGAUGAUGGAAGCGAUGAAGAUUGUCGUAUUGAUGACAGCGACAUUGGUGAUGGCCAAGAGCGGGCAACGUGUGGGGGCAAUAAAGGAGGAGGAGGAGGUUACCAAAUGGCCCGAAGGAGAAGCGUCAUGCCCGUCUCCAACCCAUCGACGGAAGACUCAAGUAAAAGUGACAACUCAAGUGGAGCAACCUCAUCGGAGUCCAGCACAGGUCUGCAGAAUUCUGACUCUUCGAACGCAAAAGUCAUGAACAAAAAGAAAACUUCCUCGAUGCCCAGCAUGCCUUCGCAAGGCAGGAGUGUUCCAUCGCGAUACAAGCAGUCUGCUGCAAAUGUAGCCGAGAGAGGCAACUUGGAUAAAACGUUGCUGGCCAACAAGUCGCUUGCCAAGCAUGGCUAUGCAGGCCGGGGCUUCAACCCCAGGCCUAGUUUGGCUGUCAAGGCCAAGCCUGGGCUGCCCAUGGGAUCCGCAGUAAAGCAGGGCUCCCCCACGCACAGCAAAAGAUCCGUACCUGGUUCGGCGGUGCAGAAUCAAGUCUGCAGGAGGCUCACAGUGGCCGAGAUCCUCCCGGAGUGCGCCCACUCGCAGCUGCAGUCCACGCUGACGAUGGGGCCCGAUUUGUCGCUUCUGCCGUCCUGGGAUGUGUCGGUGCUGUCCGCGUUGGACGAGCGGAAGGGGAGCCAGGUGACGGUGCCCAGCGCCCGUCGGAAGACAGACGCUGGUACCCUGUCAUACCAGCCGCAGAAGCGCAUGUGGACGGACGAUGACUUGAGCCUGCUCUACACGGACUACCUCAUGUCUCUGUACACAUACUUGCAGGUCGACGAGGGGGCGCGGCGCGUAGAGGAGGAGGAGCGCGAGAGCCAACGCGGCCGCUUCAAGAGGAACGAGCGGCUGGCGCGGAAGCUGCAGGGGAAGCGGGAGCUAAGCGAGAGGCUGGAGCACACCGUGCCCCUUAACAAGCAGCUCGCCCAACAAACGCAGGCGCUGUCUCCGCUGCUGGAGGUGCUGCCGGGCAGAUUCAAAGAGUCGUACGGGGCGUUUGGCGAGGCGCUGGAGGCCACGAGACACAGACUGCCUCUCCACAACAUCCACGUGCCCGACCAGGACACGCAGGCUCUAUCAGAGCGGCUGUGCGAUGUGUUGGCGGAGACCAGCGCGCUCGCGGCCAACGCUUCGGGGUUUGUGCGCGAUCGCCUGCCCGGCCUGACCGACACCGCCGGAGCCCUGGCCGACGUCAAACACGGCACGCAGGCCUGCGUGGAGGAGGAGGAGUGCGUGGAGAAGGUGGUGCUGUCCCUCAACGCGCUCAAGCUCAAGGAGCUCUGCCUGCGGGUGCAGGAGGUCAACGAGGCGGAAGUGCUGCUCCUCCUCGACGGGACGCCGUCGAUCUGACGCGUCUGAGGAGCCGGACCGCUCACCAGGCGGAGCCGUAGGGGCGCCAGCGAGAGACGGGGUGGGGGGGGGCGUCUACCGCAAUGUCGCUGGGGAAGAAAACGACAAAAAAAAUCCGCUUGAAUAAGCGCGGCGACCGCGAAAGAAAUCUAGUUCGUGUGGAGUCUAAACACAAUGACAUUUCAAGAUGCUUUCCAUAAAUGAGACGUAACAUUAGCGUAGAACGGGGGGCGGGAGGGGUGAGGGGAAACAAGUGAGAGCAAAAUUGCGGUACAGCUUGAGACGAAGCAACUGCAGCCCAGCACCAACAACGAGCCUCAGAGAUACUCGGGGUAGCGAGCACGCCACGUCGCUCGCGACGACCGCCAGACUUUUCGACAACAAAACAAUAUUCGGUAGACUGAUGUUUUUUUUGGGCAAUGGGCCCUGCUUGAGAGCAGAAAUGGAGGAGGACACUUUGGCACGACCCUGACUUCGUCGCACUUUUCACAGCGAGUGCGCGAACGCUACGGCUUUUCCCGAGUUCACGUAACCAGUGCUCUUAGCGUUAGAGAAGUGCUCAUGUUGUUUGUAUGCGUGUGUAACUUUUGCGCUUUUUCCUAAGAAUAUUCUUGGCAGUUUAGCUCGGAUAAUGCCACAUGUUGUUGUUGUCACCUUCAUUGCGCAAUGUUUUGUGCGGUCACUUCUCGUUGGCCUCAUGUGGAGCGACCGAGCAAGGAGAGAGAGCGCGAGAUAAGAGAGAGAUGAGAGAGCUGAGAGAAAGAUAAGAGAAAGAUGAGAGAUGAGAGACAGAUGAGAGAUGAGAAAACGAUGAGAGAGAUAAGAGAGAGGUAAGAGACAGAUGAGAGAGAUAAGAGACAGAUGAGAGACAAGAGAGAUGAGAAAACGAUGAGAGAGGUAAGAGACAGAUUAUAGAAAGAUGAGAGAGAUGAGAAAAAGAUGAGAGAUGAGAGAGAUAAAUGAGAGAGAUAUGAGAGAAAGAGAUGAGAGAGAUAAAUGAGAGAGAGAUGAGAGGCUCCAACCCCAACUCGCUCCAAGGGGAACAGCGGACAGCGACCAACUGUGCGUAGUCAGGGGACACGGAACACUGCGAGGAUCCAAUGCACCCUGCUCCCCCCCCCUCCGCCACAAGGUAAAUAUUGGAGCAGUAGAUGUGCCCAGGGCUGCCUGCACAACAACUGCUGUCCUCCACGACGGAGCAAAACAUCAACCCGGCUAUGACAACGACGCGUCCCGCUGCACGGGUCGCCUCUCAAGAGUCGGUGAUGUGAGAAACUGUCCACAGUGUCCACACAGAGAUAAAGACCCCCCGUAUAGCCUUUAACAGGCCGUUGGGGCAAGUGCUGUUAGCGAGUAGCACCUAUGAAGGCCGACUCGGUCCACGAGGGGCUGGGCGGCCAGAACAAUGCCCGGCCGCCUUUGUCUCCCGAGUGGCGAUAUUUUCACAUCGCUCCAGGAACUCAUUUUGAGGCUGAUGACCGAUGGUAGAGGCCGAUUGCGGAACGGGCAGCCAGGUGACGACCGCCACGGAGAUGGAGCGGGCAGAUCGGUUCACCGCACGCGGUGACGAACGCGAGGAUGCCCUCAUUCAGCAGUGGACGGGGCAUGGCUCAUGACGUUUAUAGAUUCCCAUGAGGCUCUGCGAGAACGGGUGGCUCAGAGGUCGGGGGUGGUGGGGUCCGAGUUUGCAAUUAACCCUGCAGGUUCGGUAAAUGCACGUGUGCACAAUCUAAAUUGCAAACAGCUUGGGAUUAAUUUCAGCCGGGGUCCGUAUGGCUCGGCUACUCGGGAAAAAUAGAUAUCUUCGCACCCGGCACAACACGUCCAGUAUGCCUGUCGCUACGCCCGUGGGCUACUGGUCACGUAACCUCUACUCCGCUUUACCUCCUGACAAUCGGAAGGUUUCGAAUUAAAACUUUGGUUGUGUGGUUGAUUCGGCCCCAACUUUCCUCCUGGGUCGAUUCAGCAAGUGCGACUUUGUGGGGGCUGUUAACAGCGGGUUGCCCUAUGGAUAGACUCGCUCCCGCCAUAGCAAUGUGUAAUGUCCACCACUGAUUCAGGCCUGUAAAACAGGAGAUAACGGCCUAAGGCUCCGUUGAGCGAUAAAUGAACUUUAACCUUGACCGGGAGACCACGUGUACCACCUUCAACGGCACCUUGACACGGAGAGUCCCUGACGUGGGCUCCGCUCGUUAAUGAUUAUCACAUGCCGAGGCUUUCCCCGUAUUGUUGCUGGUUAAUCAUUGGCUGAGGUCGCGGCCGGGCGUGGUUGCUGGCCACCCACCCCCCUCGUGUGUGCCACAGUACUGGCCUUCAUAGGUGCUCGCUAACCGCACUUGCCCCAAAAAGUAUGUGAAAGUUAGACGGGGGGCCUUUGUCUUUGCGCCAUCGCGCAUCACGAGUAUUUAUAGUUAUUCUGAUGGAGGCAAUAUCACAAUAAAAACUUUGUACUGGAGGAAUCCGAUGAACCUCAAAGCUCGUUUUCACAGAUGUCCAGGACGUCAUGUCCAGGAGCCAGAUGCCAAUGUCGAGAUGGUCUGGCGUACGACGAGAGGGCUUAGGGAGAGAAUUCGUCCGUGUAGUUUUGCUGUUUCCACCUCCGGUGAAGGAGCGUAGAUUACGGUGGUUCGUCACGUGGUCCAUAUUUUUUUUUGUAAUUGCCACAAUCGCAGUGCCGUGGCUUGUGGAUUUAAUUUUUCCAUUCAUAAAGUGGAUGUGCGCAUCGGCUUGGUGAUGUUCUGAUGCGGUUGAUGUCUAUCAACGCCAGUGUCUUUGAGCAAUGAGCGAGCCAGGAAGCUUAAGAUGUUUGGGCACUCAGCACCACUCUGUCCCCAGCAACACUCUGAGUGAGUUUUGUGUUAGAUUCUAGGAUGGUAACAGCAGCGGCGCGAUCCCAGAAGGCAUUGCAAUCGGAACUUGCGUCGCCAUGGUUAUUAAUUCUGACCGCGUGCUCCGCAUUAAAUGCAUGCAAAACCCUGGACCAGGUUUCAACAUUCAGUGCCUCAUCAGCAAAGUCAGACUUUGUUUUGAGGCCAAUGCUGUCGAAUUGCGUCGGCAAUUUACGGCCGCGUGUGGUGGUGAUGACGAUGAUAUGAGCCACUGCGAUGGCCUCUCACCACGUGUGGCCAGGUGGCCUCUGAAAACGAGCUAAUAGCUCAAUGGGCUUCACCUGGAUUAAAAUAUACCUUUAUCGCUGAGUUUAGCCUUGAGUGUUGUUGCCACGGUGAUGGUAGUAUUAACAAUAGCGGGGUACAGGAGGAGGUGGGGGUGGUUACAGAGGCAGAUAACUCUUCAAACACUGCGCUCUGUCGCAAUUCCCUUAGCCGAGUUGCACGAUUAGGUUACUGCUGCGACUGUACAGGAAGCAGCGCUGGGACGCGACCUCUCUCCCUACCGCACCUCCCAUCACUGCCAAUCCACUGCUGGAUGAGUUCAGCGGAAGGUCACUGGACACGGACCGAAUGGGGUAGUUGGCCGGGUCCGUAGCGCAGUGUGCUAACCACUGCCCCACCGCUCCGUAUGGUUUACCCCGUAUUCUUGUGCGGGGAAGUUGAGUUUUCUAGUCCAUACUGCGUACAGCCGUUUCAGUACGGGCAAAAUUUUUUAUUUAUGUCGAUAUUUUGUGUUUCUUCCUUGUGAUGAUGGGGCUUUGUAAGAUGAACGCCGAGAUUUAUCAGGGCACGGGGUGACCAAUAGGGUCUUAAUGGGUCUGUAAUAAGGUCGGGGGCACUGAUAAUGGGUUCACAGGUUUGAUGCCAAUGCCAGUCCACUGCAGCACGAGUCCAGAAGGUCACUGGACACUAAUGUCAGCCGUGGCCGGAGGAAUACGGACCGAAGGGGGUGGUUGACCGGGUCCUUAGCGCAGUGUGCUAACCACUGCCCCACUGCCCCAAUGUAAUACUAAUUAAUAAAUAAUGUACAAGCACAGCGCCUGGUUUUUUUCAUCAAUCCACUGCUGGAUGAAGGAUGAUUCAACUGCGCCCGUGUCUGUCACGGCGGGAGAGGGUUGUUUGACCAUACUUCACCACGCUGGUCAACGUGGGUUGGUUAAAUUGUGAUUGGCACUGCAGGCCCGGUUAUUAUCAUCAUCAGUGAAAAUCACUCCACUGCUGGAUGAAUAUGGGAACUAUUGUUUGCUUAUUAAAAGUCUGUUUGUUUGUGAUAUACCAGUGAUUGUUUGGUUCAGGUUUGAGUGAAGG
Molecule: messenger RNA, 6049 nt
Organism: Lethenteron reissneri (Far Eastern brook lamprey)
Lineage: Eukaryota; Metazoa; Chordata; Hyperoartia; Petromyzontiformes; Petromyzontidae
Gene: HAUS8
Product: HAUS augmin like complex subunit 8
Source: RefSeq, a predicted model, not a curated record